AACCAACUUCGGGUCCAACACUCCAACCAGACACGAGCGCAUGUGUCGAUACAAACCCUAACACACCCUACUCCCAAUUCCCAAACCCCCGCCGCCGCCAAUGAUGGCAUCCACCACCAGCAGCCGCCUCCGCCGCGAGGCCGCGGUCCGCGCGGUGGCCGCGGUCCUACGGUGGCUCCAGCGCCACCCGACCCCGGCGCCGGAGCCCAUAUACCUCAUCGUCACCCUCAAGCGCGCCCCCGUCCGGCGCUUCGAGCACCGCCUCCGCCUCCCGCACUCCCCCUUCCCCUCCAUCUCCCUCGUCACCGACCGCCUUCCCGCCGACCUCCCCAAUGACGUCGACCCGCUCCCUGCUUCCGCGCUCCGGUCCCUCCCCGCCGGGGCGCGGCGCGGCCUGGUUCUCGUCGACCGCCGCCUCAGGGUCCCCAGCGGCAACGGCAAGGCGGCAGCCAAGGGCGGCAGGCCCGUGCCCGUGGACCUCGCCGACCCGGCGUGGGCGGAGUCCGCGAGGGAGGCGGCCCGCUGCGUGGAGCUGCGGGUGGAGGGCGGGACGUGCCGCGCCGUGCGCGUGGGCCACGCGGCGAUGACGCUGGAGGAGGCGGUGGAGAACGUGGUGGCCGCGGUGGAGGCGGCCGCCGCGUGCGUGCCGAGGAAGUGGAGGAACGUGCGGGCGCUGCACGUCAAGUCCCCCGAGUCGGUCGCUCUGCCGCUCUACUCCGCGCCCGGCACCGGCGGCGAUGACCACGACUGCGACGGCAAUCCGGAGGCGUGGAAGCGGGCCGGCGCGGCCGAGGAGCAGGGGAGGGUGAAGAAGAGGAAGAAGAGUGGCGUGGGUUGUAAUUAGGUGCAUUGGUCGGUUGUUCGUUGCCUGUGCACUUUUGAUUCGUCAAAUUCAAAUGCAUCGCUAGAAACAAUUUCUUUCUCCUUCUGAGUUGUAAGAGCAAGAACAACAAUUUGCAGUAUACUAGAUAAAUGCCCUUGCGAUGCUAUGAGAAUUCAUUUGCACCUUA
Messenger RNA from Phragmites australis (common reed), 1010 nucleotides. RefSeq lists its product as uncharacterized. NCBI's taxonomy places the organism in Eukaryota, Viridiplantae, Streptophyta, Magnoliopsida, Poales, Poaceae. The transcript has a single exon. The coding region runs from base 101 to 844 and encodes 247 amino acids. The record is from RefSeq and is a predicted model, not a curated record.